Oncorhynchus mykiss (rainbow trout) is the source of this 1582-nucleotide messenger RNA. The record is from RefSeq and is a predicted model, not a curated record. NCBI's taxonomy places the organism in Eukaryota, Metazoa, Chordata, Actinopteri, Salmoniformes, Salmonidae.
CUUGUGCAUGUGACAAUAACCCAUUAAAACUUGUCCAAGACUACCACCUAGUGGACAGUUUACUUACUAAAAACGCUUUAUCAACUUGACCGGAUCCAGUUUGGCCCUCACUGACUAGCCGUAGUCAAAAGCGUCCUAGCAACGGGGCGGAUAGGAACCUUCAUUUAACAACAAGCUACUUAUCUCCCACAACACAAAACAACAAUACGUUACCGCUUAUACAGUCUUAAAUUAUAAUAUUUGUGUUUGUUUAAAAACAAUCUAUAUUCUCAAGUUAUCGUAUGAAGCGGGAUGGCUAUCAACAACCCAUCGGUGUUUCUGUUGAUGAUAAACGGACAGAUAGAAGGGGCGAAUUUUCCAGAGUAUGAUGACCUGUACUGUAAAUACUGCUUCGUCUACGGACACGACUGGGCUCCCACCUCGGGUCUAGAGGAGGGUAUAUCUCAGAUUACGUCGAAAGGCAGAGACUCUCCUCAGAGAAUGAUCUGGAAUUUUCCUCUGGAGAUCACCUUUAAGAGCACCAACCCAUUAGGCUGGCCUCAGAUCGUGGUAAGUGUCUACGGUCCUGAUACGUUUGGUAACGAUGUGGUCAGAGGAUACGGAGCAACACACAUCCCCUUCACUCCUGGACAACACACCAGAACCAUCCCAAUGUUUGUUCCUGAAUCCACAUCAAGACUACAGAAAUUCACAAGUUGGCUGCUGGGGCGGCGUCCAGAGUUCACCGAUCCUAAAGUCGUGGCCCAGGGAGAGGGCAGAGAAGUGACCAGGGUCCGUUCUCAGGGUUUCGUCUCCCUCUCCUUCCACAUUGUGACUAAAGACAUGAAGAGACUGGGUUACGACACCACACCUUCCGAGACCUCACACACUCUGUCACACACUGCUGCAGCAGGCAUCGGACCGGGAGACCAGCCCUACAGCACGUGAUGGAAACACACACAGGGACCAAAGACAACACCAUCUCCCUCCCUGACCCCUGUGUGUGGUCCCAUCAGUAGCAGCUGGAUACUGUAGGUGUUAGUGAUGUCUGGUCUCUCUCCUCGAGGAACAGGAGAGCUUCUACCCGCCCACUUCCAUUCAGACUGAUCUAGGACCUGCUGAUCCACUGAUCCCUCUAUAAUAAGGCUGGUUUAAAGACAUCUGACUGAUCCAGGACCUGCCGAUCCCCUCUAUAGUAAGGCUGGUUUAAACAAUGCCUUUUAAAUGUCUCUUUUUUUUAAAGCCGCAUUGUGUACAACCUUCAAAUGUAUUGAAUCCCCAGCCUCCCCGUUUAUAACCAGGUGUUCGUAAGUCAUCGUGUUCGGUCUGAGGAUCUGUCUCUCUCUCUCAGGGAAGUCAAGUUACUGUGUUACUAAAAAAAAAAGGGUCCCGAUUCAAAUCAGUUCCUCUUUACGUUUUGACAGCGUCGGAGGUGGAAGUGGGUUAACGAUAGUAGGACGGGGCGUGGCUUCCUGACAACGAUCACCGAUUGGACAGCCACCCAACCUCCAAAAAAAUAAAAUAAACAUCGGCUUAUGCCGGUUAUCGCUUGAUCUGCAUUGUAAUUUUUUGACUGAUAAUAAAAUGUGUUUCAUGAACAAGG